Messenger RNA from Rhinocladiella mackenziei CBS 650.93, 990 nucleotides. RefSeq lists its product as uncharacterized. Gene Ontology annotation, molecular function: aldose reductase (NADPH) activity. The coding region runs from base 1 to 990 and encodes 329 amino acids. Lineage: Eukaryota; Fungi; Ascomycota; Eurotiomycetes; Chaetothyriales; Herpotrichiellaceae. The record is from RefSeq and is a predicted model, not a curated record. Gene Ontology annotation, cellular component: cytosol. The transcript has 2 exons.
AUGGCGGACUCUCAAGACUCCGACAGGGCAGCAGUUCUAAAGCCUACCAUGAUCUAUGGAACAGCAUGGAAAGGUGAACAGACACAACAAUUGGUGCUCGAGGCGGUCAAACAGGGAUUCCGCUGCUUCGAUACGGCUAGCGACGACGAGCACUACCGUGAGGACCUCACCGGGGCCGCGUUGCGCGACGCCGUCCAGUCAGGUCUCGUGCGCCGGGAGGACAUCUACAUCCAGACCAAAUACUCGCCGCCGCUUCAACACCACGGCUCCGGAGGGUUCACAUGUACGGCUGACGGACGUGACCUUGCUGCCGAAAUCAACGCCUCUGUCGCGCGGUCUCUGUCGCGCUUGUGCGUGGUGCACGCGGAUUGUGCGAACGAGGCAAGCAGGUGCAGCUCCUACAUCGACUGCCUUUUGCUGCACUGUCCGUUCAAUAGCGUCGAGGAGACGGCGCAAGCUUGGCAGGUCAUGGAGCGGUUCGUGCCGGGCCGCGUCCGACUACUGGGGAUUUCAAACGUCCGCUUGGACGUACUGGAAGCCCUGUACCGAGUGGCCACGGUCAAGCCAGCAGUGGUGCAGAAUCGGUUCUAUCGCAAGAACAACUACAUGGUGGAUGAACGAUUAUUUUGCCACGAGCGAGGGGUCUCUUAUCAAUCCUUCUCUGUUUUGACGAGGAAUGAGGAUGUCUUGAAGUGUGGUGCCGUCGCUAUGCUGGCCGCCAGCGCCGGGGUAUCGAGCGAGGUCGCCAUGUACUUUCUCCUCGCCGCGUCGAGCCCCGGGGCCGCUGUGCUCAACGGCACGACCAACCGCGACCAUAUGAGGCAUGAUGUGGCGGGUCUACAAGCCUGUUCCGAGUGGGCAGCAUCGAGCUCCAAUUCCGCGGUCUACCGCACUUGCACCGAGUCGUUUCACCAGGAAAUAGGACAAGGAUGGGGAAGCCCAAGGCCUAUAAUUCUCCCAUUAUCAACUACCGCGAACGUUAUUCCUUAG